ACUUUCCUGGUUAUAAUUUAUUGAUUUCUGGUUAUAAUUUAUCUGUCAUGUUAAGCUUUAAGACGAAUAUUUACUGAGGAAGACUCUCGGUUAGCAUGCUAACAGCUAGCCGGCUGCCGGCUGCGCUGUAGAGUAACUUUAAGCGUGUAGCUUCCGUUAGCUUUUAUUAGCUCCUAUUAGCUCGGUGAAAGUUAAAGUUCAGCGGCCAUAACAAACAGCAGAUGGGGCAGCUAACCGCUGAGCUAACAGCUGAGCUAACCGCCUCACUUCACCCAGGAGCCCGCUGGCUGUGAGCUGGCCCUGCUCCAGGACUGUUAGCUAGCCGGGAUCCCUGUCAGCCAGCAUGGGAGACGAUAACGGAGUUAACGGGGACCUGAACGCCAACCUGAGGUGCCCGAGCACCGGCGACCCGCAGCUGGACAAGGCGGUGCAGCAGUGGUUAACCUGGGACAAGAACCGCUGGACCCGGGCUCAGGUGGAGUCUCUGGUGGCGGCGGGUCGGUGGGAGGAGCUGAGGUCCAGACUCUGCAGCAGGAUGAGCUUCGGUACCGCCGGACUGAGGGCGCCGAUGGGAGCCGGAUUCAACCGCAUCAACGACCUCACCGUCAUCCAGUCCACACAGGGUUUGUUCAGUUACCUGUGCAGGUAUUUCCCAGACUUCAGCAGCAGAGGGGUGGUGGUUGGUUUCGACACCAGAGGACAGGAGGAGAGCGGCUGCAGCAGCGAGCGUUUGGCGAGGCUGACGGCCGCCGUGAUGCUCAGCAGAGACGUUCCCGUUCAUCUCUUCUCCGCGUUCGUCCCCACGCCGUACGUGCCGUACGCUGUGAAGAAGCUCGGAGCGGCGGCCGGAGUGAUGAUCACCGCCUCACACAACCCCAAAGAAGACAACGGAUACAAGGUGUACUGGUGUAACGGCGCCCAGAUCUCCUCACCUCACGACAAGGAGAUCCUGCGGAGCAUCGACGGGCAGCUGGAGCCCUGGAGCACCUCCUGCUGGGAGGAGGAGCUGGUGGAGAGCUGCUCCCUGAGGACCGACCCCCUGACCCAGAUCAACAGCUGCUACAUGGAGGAGCUCACCUCCCUCUGCUUCCACAGGGAUCUGAACAGCAGAUGUCCGUUGAAGUUCGUCCACUCGUCCUUCCACGGUGUCGGACACACCUUCGUCCAGCAGGCCUUCCAGACGUUCGGCUUCACUCCGCCGAUCCCCGUCCCCGAGCAGAAAGACCCGGACCCGAACUUCUCCUCGGUCCACCUCCCGAACCCUGAGGAGGGGGAGUCGGUCCUGGAGCUUUCUCUUCUUCUGGCAGAGCGGGAGAACGCGCCCGUCGUCCUGGCGACAGAUCCCGACGCUGAUCGUUUGGCUGUAGCCGAGAAGUCUGACGGGUGCGGCUGGAAGGUGUUCACAGGUAACGAGCUGGCGGCUCUGCUGGGUUGGUGGAUGUUCUUCAACUGGAAGGAGUCUCAUCCGGAUCCUGCGGAGACUCAGAGCGUCUACAUGUUGGCCACCACAGUGUCCUCAAAGAUCCUGCAGGCCUUCGCUCGCACCGAGGGUUUCCACUUCGAGGAAACUCUUCCUGGGUUUAAAUGGAUCGGGAACAGAAUGCACGAACUCGCCAAAACAGGAAACACGGUCAUAUUUUCCUUCGAGGAGUCGAUCGGGUUCCUGUGCGGCAGUUUGGUUCCCGACAAAGACGGCGUGAGCUCGGCGGUGGUCGUGGCCGAGAUGGCUUCUUACCUCCACAACAAGAAUCUGAGUCUGAACCAACAGCUGCACAACAUCUACCAGACGUACGGUUAUCAUGUUUCUAAAACCUCGUACGUCAUCUGUAACGACGCGCCCACCAUCCACAAAAUCUUCAGUCGCAUCAGAAACUUUGACGGCGAGGGUUCGUACCCGAAGACGUGCGGCGGCGUCCGGAUCGUCCACGUCAGAGACGUCACCACGGGAUACGACAGCAGCAAGCCCGACCUCAGAUCCGUUCUUCCCGUGGCGAGGAGCAGUCAGAUGAUCACCUUCACGCUGCAGAACGGAGUCGUGGCCACGCUGAGGACGAGCGGCACCGAACCCAAAAUCAAAUAUUACACCGAGUUCUGCGCCGCGCCGGGAAAAAGUGAGGUGUCCAGUCUGGAGGCGGAGCUCAGGAAGGUGACCGCCGCUCUGGUGGACGAGUUCCUGGAGCCCGAGAAGAACAACCUGAUCCGGCGCCGUGUCUAGCCCCGCCCCCCCUCAUACCUGUGGCUGUUUCAUGUCGGUGAUGUCACAUCCUGUUGUAUUUGGUUCAUCAGUUCAGACUCUGAAAGCGCAGACGGACGUUCAAUGUUAGAAAUCAACAGAUAUAAUCAAUAUCCAGCACGUCUGUGAACUUCCUGAUUAUUAAUCAUCACGCAGCACAGAGCAUGAUGGGUAAUGGAGUCCAGUUAUUAAAGUGUAUUUUCAUAGAAAUGAGCCAAAUAUUUGUUUUCAGUGUUUUAAAGGCGUCAGAUAAAUCAGUAUUAUAUGGAAGCUCGUUAACUACAAAACUACUGAGAGCACAAAACAAAUUGAGAAUAAUCAAUAAUAAUGAUUCUGUACGGCAGCGCGUUGCUGCCAACACAACAACACGACAACACGACAAUACGUUACCCGUCAAACUUUACAAACAGCUGACUUUCUUUCUGAUCUUGUUAAGAAAUAUGAAGAUAUGUUCAUUAUUAUGAAUAUAAUUAUUACACAAAAUCAACAUUUUCUUUAGAAUUAGAAAGUUGGUGUGUUGUUAUUUAAACAAUAUGUUGAUUUUGUGUUUCUUCAUAUAACGAGAAAAAAAUAUUUAUUAUUAUUAAUAUUAUUCUUAUUAUAAGAAGAUUUUAAAAAAGAAUGUUAUUAUAAUGACAAACAGGUUUUUUGUGGCAGCAACAAGCCACAAAGUGACAUUUACUCAUCCAGCUGAAACAGGAAGUUUGUCGACUGCUAGCUAGUGGCUAGUUGGUGAGCUGCUGUAGCUGAUGAGCUAACGGCUAGCAGGAGGUUACUUCCUCCAGACAUUGUGGUCACUAUUUCAUUUCAACAGAAAGUUACUGAAGCGCUCUGACAGUCAGAAGAUGUAUUUGACAGAGGAGCUUCAAUAAAACUGGAUGUUAGCAAUGUAGCUAAUAAGCUACGAUGGCUUCCUCUGUAAGAUCAGCUCAGUAAAGACGGCUCCUUAUUGGUCAAUUCAUGUGUCAAAGUUCACAAAAGUUGCUGUGAAACUUUCAACAAAGUUUAGUUUUUCAACCAAAGUCCUGUUUUGUUUUUUCGGAGGCGAGUUUGAAAUUUGCUUCAUUGUUUUUCUUGAUUCACACUAAAGCAAAAGUCAACGUUUCUUUCUGCACAAACAGUCAUAUAUAAAGUACAGAGAAAGAAAGUCACUUCUCACCAACGUGCCAAAGAAAUAAUCAAACUAAAGUAUCAAAAAUAUGCAUUAAAACAUGAAAAAACAUAUGCUGAGAAAUAUUCUUUUACCUUAAGAGUACACAUUAAACUUCAGCUCAAUGUUAAGAGAUACAACAAUAAAACAUUAUUAAUAAAUAAAACUGAAGACCAAAGAAGCAGAAACCAACAGGAAGCGCUGAAAAUUGAUCCAGAAUCCAACAAGAGUCUCUGAUUGGCUGGUUCUCUUCUCUGAUUGGCUGGUUUUCUUCUCUGAUUGGCUGGUUCUCUUCUCUGAUUGGCUGGUUCUCUUCUCUGAUUGGCUGGUUCUCUUCUCUGAAUGGCUGGUUCUCCUCUCUGAUUGGCUGGUUCUGGCAGCAGUGCUCUCUGGGAGUUGUAGUUAAAGUCAUUCUUUGGCUUUUUGUUGGUGAAGCAGAAUUUUUAGCUCAUUAAUCUUAUUUGAGCUUCAACUAUUAGCUGAUUGACUCACAGAUGAAAAGAAAAUGAAUUGACAAUUUUGAUAAUUCAUUAAACAUUAAUGUUUUUUUUUUUAAAGCAAAAAGACCAAAAAAUCUCUGGAGUCAGUUUUUCAGAUGUCUCAGAUUUCCUACUUUUCUCAGUUUUAUGUUUUAAUAUCUUUUGGACUGAUGCACAGUUUGUUUGUGAUUUCUGACAUGUAAUAGAUUAAAUGAUCAAUUGAUCAGUAAUGAAUAUAAUUAUUAGCAGCAGACCUGAGACAGCUCUUUCUUGUGCUAUAUCAGUAGUUUUGUCAUGAAUGAGCUUCCGUACAUAAAUCAGCUCAGCGCUUUUUUUUUUUGUGUUCUUGAUGUUCAGCUGAAUGUUUACCUUCACACGCUGUUGAUGUUAUUUAUUUUUAUACUCAGAAGGAUAGAAGAUAUUUAUGUGAGAGCUCGUGUGGAGGUGAUGAUGUUCAUGAUGUGUUUAUGUGCGGUCGGUUAUUUUCAUACACAAGCUGUUAAAUCUCUUGUUUCUCAGUUUGGUUGUCGGGACGGAGGACAGAGUGAGAGCUCUGUGCAGCUCAGAGAUCAGUUUGUGUUUCAGUCAGAUGUUAAAAAUAAAAGACGGUUGUUGAUGUUCUCUGAUGAUCCACCAAUAAAAAAACCUUAAAGUUUUAAAA
Molecule: messenger RNA, 4523 nt
Organism: Thunnus maccoyii (southern bluefin tuna)
Lineage: Eukaryota; Metazoa; Chordata; Actinopteri; Scombriformes; Scombridae
Gene: pgm2l1
Product: phosphoglucomutase 2-like 1
Exons: 14
Coding region: 344-2215 (623 amino acids)
Biological process (GO): carbohydrate metabolic process
Molecular function (GO): intramolecular phosphotransferase activity; glucose-1,6-bisphosphate synthase activity; magnesium ion binding
Source: RefSeq, a predicted model, not a curated record